GUGUGUGAGUCUCUCGAACACACCGCAGACAGACGGACAGACAGACAGACAGACAGGAGGAAACCGGACACACUGCUACCUGAAAGCAGCCAUGGUGAAGAUCCGAACCCUAAACGAGCUUUCCCAGCUCCGCGACUCGGAUUUUAACCAGCCGAGUCCUCGACACGGAGUCGAGCUCUUGUACUGGCUCAGCCAUGUCGACCAGCUCGACCCUACAAAUGGAGAUUUCGGGUUUCACAAGUUCCUCAACAGGAUUGAUGAUGAUGAGGACAAACUCCUGCCUGACCAGAACCUUCCAUAUUAUGAGGUGGGAAAUCUGAAUGAACCAAGAGCUGAUGAACUGCCCUGCUAUGUGAGACCACAGAACCGGCACUAUUCCAAUGACGGUAACAAGGAUCGCAUCAUCGUGCGUCUGAAUCAAGGCGGCAUCGACCGGGUGUACGUGACCGAACACGCGGAUCAGAAGAAUUUCAGCCACAGCCGCACCUACCGAGUCAGUCAGGGUCUCCUCAAUCAGAUCAGAGGGAUGGAGAGAGACGGGUUCCUGAAGAGAAUGCAGCAGAAGCAGCAGUAUCGGGUUAUUAAUCAGAGUAGCAACAUUAAUUACAGUUACAAUGAACAGAACAGUAGAAACACUAAUGACCAGCAGCGUGAUGACUCCGGGUCCUGGUGCACAAUUCUGUAAAUAAUAGAGUUCAAUUCGAUUCUAAUCUUUAAUGAGCACCAUACAGAAGAGAGCAUAGAGCUUUAUUCAGCAGCUGUAUGUCUACAGAAUCCAUCUCUCUCUUUCUCUCUCUCUCUCUCUCUCACUCUCACACACACACUCUGUAUUGUACUGAUGUGUAUUUGAUCAAAUUUACUCUCAUGGUUUUUAUUAAAAUGUUUCCAUUAGUUUAUUGACUUAUUGGUUAUAGUUGUAGUUUUUGUUCUUUGGAAUUGAAAUAAAUCUGUUCAUCCCGUU
Ictalurus punctatus (channel catfish) is the source of this 961-nucleotide messenger RNA. RefSeq lists its product as uncharacterized. The transcript is spliced from 2 exons. Bases 92 to 685 code for a protein of 197 amino acids. NCBI's taxonomy places the organism in Eukaryota, Metazoa, Chordata, Actinopteri, Siluriformes, Ictaluridae. The record is from RefSeq and is a predicted model, not a curated record.